Molecule: messenger RNA, 2824 nt
Organism: Cydia fagiglandana
Lineage: Eukaryota; Metazoa; Arthropoda; Insecta; Lepidoptera; Tortricidae
Product: zinc finger protein ZFP2-like
Exons: 10
Coding region: 120-1883 (587 amino acids)
Biological process (GO): regulation of transcription by RNA polymerase II
Cellular component (GO): nucleus
Molecular function (GO): RNA polymerase II cis-regulatory region sequence-specific DNA binding; DNA-binding transcription factor activity, RNA polymerase II-specific; zinc ion binding
Source: RefSeq, a predicted model, not a curated record
UACUUUGCUUGCUUUGCUCACUUUGCUGUUGUUUUGUCGUGUUCUUGUGUUCAAAAACAAUUAUUUUUACGUAUUUAAGCUUUCUUGUUUUUGAAAACGUGGCAAGGAAACCUACUAUAAUGAGUACAUGCAGAACGUGCCUAAAAACUGCAGCUAGAAAGGAUAUUUCAGACUUGGAAAAAAUCAUAAAAGAUGACAACAGAAAAUGCAUUGAUAUCAUGUCUUUUUGUUUAGAUAUAAAGGUUACAGAGGACUCCAAAAUAACCACGAAACUGUGUGAUACCUGCUAUAGAAAAAUCAUCUCGUUUUACAAGUUUAAGGUUUUAUCUUUGGAAAAUGAUACAUAUCUAAAAUCUCUCGACCCACUUCAGCAGCCUACAGACCAAAAUUUAACUCUCUAUGUGGAUGAAAACGGAAUUAAACAUGAGAAUUACAUGGAAUGUGAAGAUUUUGGCCCAUGUGUAACAGAAUAUAGCGAUAGAGAAAUUAAAAUAGAAAUAGAUGUUAAGGAUGAGGACAGACAAGAAGAUUCAGAAAUAACAGAUAAUGUAAAGGAAGAAGGUACAUUUGAAGAUGUAGAUUUAGAUGAAGAGCCACUGAGUGUGGUACAAAAAGAUAAAUAUGAAAAUUUUGAGGAUGAUUCCAAAGAAGAGGCGCCAGAAGAUAAUGGUGGGCAGCGGAUGCUGACGUGCAAGGCCUGUCCAAAGCAGUUUGUCACUUUUGGCGGGCGGAGCAAACAUUACCGGACCACACAUUUAGGCGAAAGGGCCAAAUGUGAUAUAUGUUAUAAAGAGGUGGUAAACCUACAAGAGCACAAGCUGCGCGUACACAACCCGUCUGGCAUGCGGUACAACUGCUCGGUGUGCCAGCGCCCUUUCCUCAAACAGACAGAGCUGGACACACAUAUGGUCACGCACACCAAGGACUACCAGUUCCAGUGCGACGUGUGUCAGAAGAAGUUCGGCGCCAAAGGUUUGCUCACGCUACAUGUACGCCAGGUCCACAAUAAGGAAAGGAACUAUAAAUGUGAACAGUGCCCUAAGGCUUUCUUUAGCAGAAUGAAACUAGAAAGACAUUCAAGCUCACACACGACCGAAAAACCUGUAAAAGAAUAUCAAAUCUGCGACGAAUGCGGCCUGUCCGUCGUCGACCUAAAAACGCACGCGGCCCGCCACCGGCCCAGGGAGGAGCGUCGCCUGCUGCCGUGCAAGGCGUGUCCCAAGACCUUCUACACCAUCGGCGGCCGGAAGAGGCAUUACAAGACCACGCAUUUGGGGAAGAAACCUAGGUGCGAUAUUUGUAAUAAAGAGGUGGUGUGCGUGUCGGAGCACAAAAGGCGCAUGCACUCGGCGAGCGAGCUCCCGUUCCCGUGCGUCCACUGCGGGCGCCGCUGCGCGACCAUGUCUCUGCUCAAAGUGCAUCUGCUCACGCACACCAAGGACUAUCAACACGAGUGCGAUGUCUGUCAGAAGAAGUUUAGUGCUCAGACUUUCCUUUCGCUCCAUAAGCGGGACGUGCAUGACAAAGAAAGGAGCCAUCAGUGUGAAUAUUGUCCUAAGGCAUUCUUCAAGAAAGAGAAACUAAAAGAACAUAUAAGGAGCCACACGAACGAGCGGCCAUACACGUGCAACGAGUGCGGCCGAUCGUUCACGAAGAAGGUCCACCUCACACGACACCUCACCACGCACAGCGGCCUGCGCAAGUUCCUCUGCAAGAUGUGCAACAAGAGCUUCAAGACGUCCGGCUACCUGAAAGUCCACAUGGUCAGUCACACGAAGGAGAAGCGCUACCCGUGCGGGUUCUGCGGCGUGCGCUUCGGCCGCUCCGACCACCGCCGCCGCCACGAGUUCACCGCGCACCAGAAACACCUGCGGGCCGACUGAAGACUCUGUGACCGGGGGAUAAGGUUCAAAAUCGAGGGGAUGGUGUAGGAAUGACGUGCAGGGAUAAAUUUGUAUUGUCCUCGGUGUAGGGAAUAUUCGGGUUAUUCCCACUAGUUACCACCAAGUUUUUACCAGUGGUAACUAUUGGGAUUUUUUUUCCCCAUUAGUUACCAGUGGUAAAAGGUGGGAAAAAAAUUCCCACCAACUCGGUUUGGUGGUAACUAUGGGAAUUUUUUUCCCAGAUUUUUUUACGGUGGUAACUAGUGGAAAUAACCCGAAUAUUUUUGCCGCGUACUGCUAAGCGGCCAAGUGUUAUUCAAUACAUAUUGAAACUCACAAAAAAUACGAAAAGGGAUUUAGGUAGUUACUUUUAUAAUUGUAUACCAUUUUCCAGAGUUAUUAUUUUAGCAUUAAAGGUGAUCGUUUUGUUUAACGUUAUUCAUAGGGUAUUAGAGUUCAAUUUUUAAAUAAAUAUCGCUGUUGGAGUUCAAUUUCUUAGUAAAAAAAACUUAUUUGUAGAAUGUGCUAUUUCGUUAAAGUAAAAGAUACUGAUGUUAUAUUUAUCUUUUUUUAACAUUUUCACCACUAUCGUAAUUUUAAUAUAUUUUUAUAUUUAAGUUCGCUAAGGUUUAAAAUACCUUUAAUUGGAGUAGAGUUGUAUUUGCUAUACUUCACUAUAAAAGAAAAAUCUGUUCAAUUUCCUGUGUUCUGUGUAAAAUUUUGUAUAUGGUGGGCUAAGAUAUUUAUGACAUAAUGUUAUGUAGUUUUAUACGUAAGAAAAGGUUGUAAUUAUCUUACAUACCUCUCUUUUAUGUUACAGUAUUUUAAGCUAAUAAUGUUAAAAGUAUUUUAUCCAAAAAUCUAUAUUUUGUUAUUUCAAUUGUGAACAAUUGUGAUCAAGUUAAGCACUUUUAUUAAAUUGUCUAUCUAUAUUUGUUAAA